CAGUCCUUUUCUCUUCUGAAGAUUAUUAAUCUUAGUUGAUUUUCUUGGUAAUUACGUAUGAAUUAGUAAAAGGGUUAGCAAAAAAGUAAAGGGUAUUUUGAUAUAAUAUACUGUGUUCUGUUUGUGGAGACUUAAUCAGAAUUUUGAAAAUCAUUACUGGUUUUGGAUUCAUAGCCCAGGUUUUCUAUUUCGGGGUUUUAGGGUCUUAGGUUCGAACUCGUUUUUACCUGAAAAAGAGCUGGAAUUUUGGUUGUGGUUAUGCAUAAUAUGAGAAAUAAUAAUCUUAAGAGAUUGAUUGAUCUUUUUAUAAGCUCUGUAACAGUUCUCAGUGGUUAUAUCAUCUAUCAAUCAAGGAGAAGAUGAGGAGGGUUUUCUAUUGUUGUGUGUUCUUGUGAAUCGGAAAUCUAAUGGAUUCAAGUUACUGGGAAAUUCGCUUCAAUUAUCUACCAUCUAUUUGAUUUCUCUAGGAUAAAUUGGAGGGUAUGUUUAUAGAACGAGCUGAAGCUCUGACCUUGAAUAGUUGGGAUAAAGGACUUGUUGACUUUGCCUAAUUAUGGAUGGCGAGACUGAAAGUACUUUGUGAUUUGUGGCACUUGUGCAUCGAAACGUGAAGGGCGACAAAUCAUGAACAUUGGAAAAGAGAAGCUCUGGAUAAUGCCAUCAGAAUCUGAUAAGUGGGGAUGGGAGCAUGUUAGUGUGUUUGGUGGGUUUGACAGAGGAAGUGGUACCAAGAGGUGGAAAUGCAACUACUGUAAUCUAAGAUAUAAUGGAUCUUAUUCCCGUGUUAGAGCUCACCUUCUUGGGUUCCCAGGUGUUGGAGUCAAAAGCUGUCCAGCAAUAGACAGGUCUCUGAGAGAAGCAUUCCAGAUCCUAGAGGAGGAACGCCUUGCUCGGAAAAAGAAAACGAGUCCUGUGGAUGGAAAAUCUGGUAAGCGCAUCCGGACAUCACAGUCAACCCUUACAGUGAAAAAUAUCUCCAAAGAAGAAGUAGAUGGCAUGAUAGCUCGAUUUUUCUAUGCUGAUGGGCUGAAUGUACAUGUAAUUAACUCUCCAUAUUUCCUUGAAAUGGUGAAAGCAAUAUCUGCUUUUGGCCGAGGGUAUGAACUCCCUUCUAUAUAUGAGCUGUCUGAUUCCUUUUUAAGGAAAGAGAAAGAAAAGAUAGAGAAAUUCAUGGCUUCAGAUAGGGAGUCUUGGCCUCACACUGGAUGUUCAAUGCUGUGUGUCAGUCGCUUAGAUAGCACACUAGGCUACUUCCAAAUCAGUAUUUUUGUCUCAAGUUCUAGGGGACUCACAUUCCUGAAGGCUGUAGAUAUAGAUGAUACUGACAAGAUGGAGAAUUUGUUCACUAGUGCUCUUACUGAUGCAAUUUUGGAAGUUGGGCCGACAAAUGUGCUACAAAUAAUCUCACAUCUAGGCCAUCCCUGUAAAUCAUCAGAAUCUCUUGUAUUGACGAAGUUCCCUCACAUUUUUUGGUCCCCCUGUACUUCACAUUCUAUUCAAAUGUUGAUGGAAGACAUAGCGGGUCUGGAGUGGAUAAAAUCUACUGUUUCAUGUGCUAAGGGGAUUGAGCAACUCAUGAUGUAUUACCGGCAUGCUUAUCCAGGUCUUUUUAUUCAUAACCUGAAAGAGAAUUCUGACCCUGUUUCUGCCAAGUUUGCACCUUCAUACUGCUUCAUUCAGAGGAUUUUUGAGCUAAAAAAGGCACUUCAAGAGGCAGUUGUCAGUGAAGAAUUUAAGCAAUGGAAGCUUAAUAUGCAAGGUGACAAUGUAACUGUUGGAUCUGCCAUUUUACGUGAUGAUUUCUGGUGCAAGGUUCAUUUGUUCUUACAGUUAUGUGAGCCUUUUGUAAGAUUACUCAGUACAUUUGAUAUCGACAAAUCUCCUAUGGGUAUUGUUCAUGACUGGCGGGUUCAGGCACUUGAGGCCAUAAAAGGUAAGGGAAUUGAUUCCACUGCAUUGAAUCAGUUGGAAGUCCUGAUAGAAAAUAGAUGGGACGUGUUAUUUUCCCCUCUGCAUGCUGCAGCUUAUAUGCUGAACCCCAGAUAUUUUGGAAGAGGUCAAAGCAAGGAUAAAACUGUAAUGCGGGGUUGGAAAGCCACUCUAGAAAGAUACGAGUCUGAUAGUUCAGCCAGACGAACUCUGAGAGAGCAACUCUGCUCUUAUUGGCGGCUGGAGGGAUCCCUUGGAGAGGAAGAUGCUGUGGAAUUUAGAGAUAAAAUGGAACCAGUUGCAUGGUGGGAGAACUUUGGUUUUGAAACACAGCAAUUGCAGACACUGGCAAUAAAGGUUCUCAGUCAGGUUUCAAGUGUUGCCAUGUGUCAAGAAAUUUGGCAAGACAAUGAUUUCCCAUGUCGAGAAACAGCUAAUAGGUUGGGCUUGGAUAGAGUCGAAGACCUUGUUUUUGUUAGAAAUAACCUCAGAAUUCAUAGCCGAAGAUAUGGAAACUCAACCUCCCCAUCUGGAGUGAAGUCAUGGGAUAGUGUUCAUCCUGAUCAAACAAUGUCAAUUGUGAAUAUCCAUGAUGGAUUGUAAACAUAGUUGUACCAUUUAUUUGCUAUUCCUGUAUUUACCGAAAGCAGAACUCAGGGCUGUUGUAGAUGCUUGUCGAAGACCAAGUUUUGGAAGUGAUUAAAUCUUAAUUUGUGAAUAUUCAAAAGUAUGAUUUAUAGUUUCUAUCUUCACCAUA
This is a messenger RNA of Mangifera indica (mango), 2686 nucleotides long. RefSeq lists its product as uncharacterized. The record is from RefSeq and is a predicted model, not a curated record. Bases 625 to 2532 code for a protein of 635 amino acids. The transcript has 2 exons. NCBI's taxonomy places the organism in Eukaryota, Viridiplantae, Streptophyta, Magnoliopsida, Sapindales, Anacardiaceae. Gene Ontology annotation, molecular function: protein dimerization activity.